Messenger RNA from Rhinichthys klamathensis goyatoka, 1797 nucleotides. RefSeq names its product choline O-acetyltransferase-like. Gene Ontology annotation, cellular component: neuron projection; cytoplasm. Lineage: Eukaryota; Metazoa; Chordata; Actinopteri; Cypriniformes; Leuciscidae. The coding region runs from base 16 to 1797 and encodes 593 amino acids. The record is from RefSeq and is a predicted model, not a curated record. Gene Ontology annotation, molecular function: choline O-acetyltransferase activity. The transcript has 14 exons. Gene Ontology annotation, biological process: neuromuscular synaptic transmission; acetylcholine biosynthetic process.
GAGCGACACACACUGAUGGAGAAGCUGCCGAAACUCCCGGUCCCGGAUCUGAAGCUCUCGCUGGACUCGUACCUGCGAUCCGUGAAACACCUGGUGUCCGACACACAGUUCGGGAAAACCAGAGCCGUGGUGGAGGCGUUCGGGAGACCGGGAGGAGUCGGAGAGACACUGCAGGAACAGCUGAGGGAGAAGAGAGAAAACACUGAGAACUGGGUGUACGACGUGUGGCUGGACGACAUGUAUCUGAAGAACAGACUCGCUCUGCCAGUGAACUCCAGUCCGGCGCUGGUUUUCCCCAAACAAUCCUUCAGAGACUAUAGAGACUCUCUCAUAUUUGCUGCUCGUCUCGUUUUGGGUGUUUCUCAGUACAAGACUCUGGUGGAUGGGAAGACUCUGCUGGAUGCUCAUCUCUGCAUGGAUCAGUACCAGCGUCUCUUCAGCUCCUCCAGACGGGCCGGACUCCAGCGCGACACACUCGUCACAGCAGACGGAGCGCACGUCAUCGUGGCCUGCAGGAAUCAGUUCUUCGUGCUGAACCUGACAGAAGGAUCCUGUGGGCUGAACGAGGCUGAUGUUCAGGCUCAGCUGCAGUGGAUCUACGAGCAGACGCAGACGCGAGCGCAGACGCAGCCGGCCGUGGGACUGCUGACCGCCGACGGACGGGCGGAUUGGGCUUCAGCCAGAGAACAGCUGCUCAAAGAUCCAGUGAACCGAGAGUCAGUGGAGCUGAUGGAGAGCUGCAUGUGUGUCGUGUGCCUGGAUGAUCCCGCGGGACUCGAUCCCAGCGACGCCAACAGAGCUUCACUGAUGCUGCACGGCGGAGGACAGGAGAAGAACGGGGCAAACCGCUGGUACGACAAACCCCUGCAGUUCGUGAUUGGUGCUGAUGGUGUGUGUGGGGUGGUGUGUGAGCACUCGCCGCUCGAGGGCAUCGUUCUGGUGCAGUGCACUGAACACGUCCUGAAACACAUACGGAGCAGCUCCUUUAAGCCGGUCUCCGGUCGGAGUGUGUCUGAACUUCCUCAUCCACGCAGAUUAGUGUGGAAAUGUUCCGCUGGGAUCCAGAGUGCGCUGGCCUCCGCCGCUGAUCACCUGCAGAGACUUGUGAGGAAUCUGGACAUGAAUGUUUCCACCUUCACUGCUCACGGGAAGGAGUGGAUCAAGCAGCAGAAGAUGAGUCCCGACGCGUACAUUCAGCUGGCUCUACAGCUGGCCUUCUACAGAUCUCACAGAAGACCCGUCUCCACCUACGAGAGCGCUUCUCUCCGCCGCUUCCGGCAGGGACGCGUGGACAACAUCCGCUCGGCGACUCCCGAGGCACUGGCGUUCGCCAAGGCAAUGACAGAUGGCAGAACAUCCACUCAGGACACCGAGAAGAUGGAGAAACUGCGAGCAGCUGUAGAAGCUCAGACACAAAUCACAGCUCUGGUCGUCGCAGGGAUGGGGACGGACAAUCACUUAUUAGGACUACGAGAAAUGGCCAAAGAGAUGAAAAUGGAGACGCCAGACAUUUUCUCUGAUGAAACGUACCACAUCAGUAACCAUUUCAUCCUGUCAACCAGUCAGGUUCCAACGACAGAGGAGAUGUUUUGUUGCUACGGUCCAGUGGUUGCCGACGGUUACGGCGUGUGCUACAACCCGCAGGCCGACCGCAUGCUGUUCUGUGUGUCCAGUUCCAGCGAGAGCACAGAAACAUGUUCAGGGCUGUUCGUUCGGGAGCUGGACGCCGGGCUGAGGGACAUGAUGCACCUGUGCAUGAACCACAGCGCCCGCAGACAACAGCGUCAGACCGUCUGA